UUGGUUGCAUGGAGAUAAAUAUUGCCGCCUUAAUCUUGGUAUUGCUUUGGUUCCAGGAGCACCUCCCAUAAGACAUUGUUUAUGCUACAUCUUUGGUUUGUGCUACAUCUUGUAAAGUAUCCUUGAUUUCUGCCCCCUUUUGUGGCACAAUAUCAAAGUUUUUUUUACAUAAAUAACCGUAUGGGCUUACAGAUAACCUAUAAAGCAUACUUGAUUUUUAUUAUCAUAUUCUGGGUUGGCUUCAAGACUAUGAGACCUCUUGUAAGUUAAGAUGGCAAACGGAGUCCUUUGACAUUACAACCAGCAAUAUGAAGCAAAUCAGAAUUUCAAUAAUAAAAUUUGGGCUGGCAGAUGUGACAACUUAACGCGUACUCAUUUGUCACCGAAAUUAUCGAGCCUCUUGUUUCUAACUCCAAUCAAACCUAUAAGAAUACGAACAAAAACAUAAUAAAGCCAACAGAAGUGCACAUCCUAUAAGAACACAUACCUUAGGCGCAUUUCUCUCUGCCCCAGUCAAGCAAUACAGAAGGAGAAAGUUUCGGAGAGAAAACUACAGGAGAUGGAGAAGACGGUGAUGAUUAAAAGUGGAGAGAGCAAAAGGAGCCAACUCAUGGCAGAAAAUCAGUUCCCAAGAACUCAUUAUGUCAAGAGACGGCGAAGAGAGCCUUAUGCAACUGCACUUAAUGAUGCUCCAAGUGAUCAGGUGCAACAGCAGUCGCAGCCACAGUUACAGGGUGAUCAAAAUUUAAGUACUAGCACUGUGAAAAGAAGUUCAAGAUUUCGUGGUGUAAGCAGACAUCGAUGGACUGGUCGAUUUGAAGCUCACCUGUGGGACAAGUUCUCUUGGAACGUAACACAGAAGAAGAAAGGGAAGCAAGUUUAUCUCGGGGCUUACGAUGAAGAAGAAUCAGCAGCAAGAGCGUACGAUUUAGCUGCACUUAAGUACUGGGGAACAUCAACUUUCACUAAUUUUCCGAUAUCAGAUUAUCAGCAAGAGAUAGAGAUAAUGGAGACGAUGACCAAAGAGGAGUACUUGGCUACUUUAAGAAGAAAGAGCAGUGGCUUCUCAAGAGGCGUCUCUAAGUACAGAGGCGUUGCAAGGCACCACCAUAAUGGUAGAUGGGAAGCAAGGAUAGGAAGAGUAUUUGGAAACAAAUACCUCUACCUUGGCACUUAUAGCUCCCAAGAGGAAGCCGCGCGCGCUUAUGACAUAGCAGCCAUUGAGUACAGAGGGAUCCAUGCUGUGACAAACUUUGAUUUGAGUACUUACAUAAGAUGGUUGAAGCCUACAAGAGAAAACAUCCAAGAAGCAAUACCUGAAUGUCAGGUGGUACCAGAGGCUCAGGCGGAGACAUCCCCACCUAUCUACACUCCAAAAGAGGAGAAGAAAUCCAUGACCCUUCAAAGUAAUUCUUUCACAGCUUACCUGAACUCCCCUUGUACGCAGGAUUUACUUGAAAGCAAAACCCAUUUGAUCUCGAGCGAUAGGGCAUCUUCUCCUACUGCCCUCGGCCUUCUUUUUCGAUCCUCAAUAUUCAGAGAACUAGUCAAAAAGAACCCAAACAUAUCUGGACAUGAAAGUGAUGGAGAAGACACAAGAUCAAGGGAUUUACAGCAGCUGACGGGUGAUGGCGAGUUAGGUGGGAUCUUCUAUGAUGUAAUUGGCAAUGAUGACCUGUUUGUCUGCGAUACCAGCAAGUACAGCUCAGGAUUGCAAGAAAGAAACUUCCAGGCCCUUCUAUGAACAGAGAAGGUAGGUUUCUGGAGAAUAAUGCCAUGCCUCGGUGUGGAUUCGAGUACCAAACAAUCCACAACAUUACGGAUGAAAAAUUGUGGAUCAAUAUUUGUGAAUAACGAAACUAAAAACCUCCUCUAUAUAUGUAGAGAGAUAAGUUGCUCUCAGUUUUGGAGACGUACAGUUUCACAAUGUAGUGAAAUUCAACGCUCCUUUGCACCGGGUUAUGUAAAUGGAAGCCUAGUUACGAUUUUGUUUACCGAGAAACUGCCAGCUGCUCAUCCAAAGUGUGAAUGUUCUCAAAAUUUUGGAAAAGGUUAUCGUUCUUAAAAAAGUAAUACUGUGCUAAUUUACAGAUCAUUGUUCAUUUGGACAGAAAAUAUUCUCACAAAAUGAAAAUGUGUAACAGUAUGAAUCCUUCACCUAAGAUAUUUAAUGAUGCGUCCUUCACAAAAGUUCCAUGUUCACCCGGCAACUCCAAAUAAUUGAACAGCGGGGAUGCGCUAGCAUGAGAUGCAGCAUGCAAGAAGGAAAUCUAUUAAUCACAAGUAAUUCAGCAGCUCAGCGGCUAAAAGCUGGAGUAACAACCUUUUUUUUAAAAAAAAAAUCAAAAUUACCACAUGAUUCAUCUGGAUCACUCAUCAAUCUUUCACUCGCAGAACAGAAUCCAGUCACUUAGAAUUCAGCUCAAGUAACAAGCUGUAA
This is a messenger RNA of Neltuma alba, 2440 nucleotides long. RefSeq names its product AP2-like ethylene-responsive transcription factor At1g79700. Lineage: Eukaryota; Viridiplantae; Streptophyta; Magnoliopsida; Fabales; Fabaceae. Gene Ontology annotation, molecular function: DNA binding; DNA-binding transcription factor activity. The coding region runs from base 560 to 1744 and encodes 394 amino acids. The record is from RefSeq and is a predicted model, not a curated record. Gene Ontology annotation, biological process: regulation of DNA-templated transcription. The transcript is spliced from 8 exons.